UUCAUUAUUAAAGGAAAGAAAACUGUUGAACACUUUUUUAGGAUUACAACAGAAUGCGUUCAUUUUGCAAAAGAUUAAAUCUUUUUGUGCUCAUGUCUCUCGAGUAAAAACUUAUUAUUUUAUGGAACAAUAGUAUUCAUACAGAUGCAGAUGCGGUUGCCUCUUUGGUGCUUCUGAUAAUUUAAAAAAUAUUCUAUUAGAAAUACCUUUAUGUGCAAAAACGAGCGGUCAAUUUGUUAUUUACAUUUUAUGGGAGAGGUCAUCAAAUAAGUUAUUUGACAUUCAAAUCUAUUCAAGAACUGUACGGUUUUAAAGAUUAGUUAAAAAUAAUGAACUGUGUACUGGUAUUCUUUUGCCUUUGUUCUAUUUGCACUGCUGUGAUUGUAUGGAAAAAAGAUUGUAGACCUGACCAACAUUCUUUUUCCAUUGAAAGCAAGUUUAUCCAGGAUGGAAAUUCCUCUAACAAUUUUACAGAAUUAAACGAAAAACAAAGGAAUCUACAAAACUAUACUUUGGACGAAAAGUGCGAACAAGGAAUGGACAUAGGAAUUGGGUUUCAAAUGAUUUCACCAUACUCAAACUUUGGUGAUAAUGGUGAUUACUAUUGUCUUCAUGGAAUGUUCCCUCAUAUUGCAAUUGAAAUAAUGAAACAUUGCUGUCAAUCAAGUAAAAUUACAUAUGGUCAUUUUUUUGUUAGCAUGUUAGAAAUUGAAGAGCAUUUUUCAAAAGACCGCCAUAUUGAUAUAUCUUUCCCAAUAUACGGUUUGGAAGGAAAACAAUCACAGCAAUAUAAAGAUUUUCCUUUUAUCCCAGUAGUUACGUCACCAAGGAUUGUUUUGGUUGUUCCUGAUCAGCUAUUUACUGAAAGAAACACAAGGACACAGGUUCUAAUGAACACUGUGUUUAAUGCAUGGCCCAUGUUAGUUUUUAUAAUUGCUUCUGCUUGUUUAGCUGGUCUUACGGUGUGGUUGUUGGAUAAAAAACAUAAUUCCAGCGAGUUUCCUCCUACGUUUUUUGCAGGAGCCUGGGAAGGUAUUUGGUGGGCAUUUGUAACUAUGACAACUGUGGGUUAUGGUGACCGCUCUCCAAAAUCAACAUGUGCUCGAGCAUUUUGCAUAAUUUGGAUUUUAAUGGGAAUUAUGCUAAUCUCACUGUUUACUGGUCUCGUAUCAGCAGCUUUAUUAGCCAGCGCGACACCAGUUUUCAACGUGGCUGGUGCAUCAAUAGGAGCUUUAAUUGGAAGUAUUGAAUAUGAAAUCGGAGUUGGAAUGAAUGCACAUAUGAUUGCAUAUAAUCACACAACUGAUUUGUUGAAUGCGUUAAUAAAUAAAAACCCAAAUUUACACGGAGUUCUUCUUGAUAAUUUUAUUCUGAGUGCAAAUCAAGACGUAUUUAAAAAAGUCAAUUUGCGAAUGGAGCGUGAAAUUGAUCACCCAGUUACCUACGGUUUUGUAAUAAAAAAUAAUUCUUCGAAAAUGGAAAAGUGUUUUAGAAAUUACGUAAGAAACUUUCCGCACAAAACAUUUCAAGUUAUUGCUAAGUACUUGGUGCCAAUAUCGAACCCAGUUGACGAAGUUAGAUUGGAAGUUGCAGCGGCGGAAAAACUUUUCUACGAAGAAAGCAUAUUUAGAGCUAUUUUGUGUUCAGAAGUUGGCAUUCUUACUGUUUCGUUACUUCUUGGUGUUGCAUGGGAAAUGUUUGUCAGGAAUAAAAACUCUGCUGCUUAUCGUUUGGUUAGUCGUUUUCAAAAAAAACCUCAAUUCUCUAGCAAUAUGAAUUUGACAACUCACAGUAAUGCUGAAGAAAAUAUGACGGUAGAAAAUAUGACGGUAGAAAGACUUAUUUUGGAAUACGACGAUUUUCAUUUGCAAUGGAUGAGUCAAAUGAGAAACCUUUUAACAAGAAAAAAUGGUCAACAUGCUGUUUAAAUUCAUUUUAUUAAGUAUCAAAAGUGAUUGUUAUAUUGACGUUAAACUUUACUGGCGCAAUAUUGCACGUUAUGUUUAAUACGUUCGCAAUAUUGCACGUUAUGUUUUAAUACGUUCGCAAUAUUGCAACGCUAAUAAAAACUAAAAAAAAAAUUUUAAUAUAUUUUUAAUGAUAUAUA
Hydra vulgaris (swiftwater hydra) is the source of this 2107-nucleotide messenger RNA. RefSeq lists its product as uncharacterized. Gene Ontology annotation, cellular component: membrane; voltage-gated potassium channel complex. Gene Ontology annotation, biological process: potassium ion transmembrane transport. Gene Ontology annotation, molecular function: delayed rectifier potassium channel activity. The record is from RefSeq and is a predicted model, not a curated record. NCBI's taxonomy places the organism in Eukaryota, Metazoa, Cnidaria, Hydrozoa, Anthoathecata, Hydridae.